GUCCACCCGAAAGCGCAAAUCAUUCAAUAAGAGCUUGCCGGAAGACUUACUCGAUCAGUCUGACGAUGAUCCGCUCGACUUAUUGGAUCGAAGGAAAACAAGAUCGAUCCUACAGUCCACAUCUAAGCUCAACAGGAAAGUUGAAGCUUCUGAAGAUGAGCCAGAAAUCGAUAAUGAUGGCCGACUCAUUGUACGCGACGACUUGAUUAAACCCAAGCAACAGAAAAAUUCUUCAGUUAAAGAUUCUGAAACAAGAAGCUUAUCUAUCAGCCUUAAAUCAGGAAAAUCUUCACGGAGUUCCGAGAAGAAGCGGCAUAAGACGGAGUCCGGCUGGUCUUAUACCGGCGCUGAUUACACGAGCAGAAAAGCUGGUGGUGAUUUGAAGAAGAAAGGUAAGCUCGAGCCCUACGCCUAUUGGCCUCUCGACCGCAAACUUCUGAACCGCCGAGUGGAUCGAAAAGCCGCUGCUCGCAAGGGCAUGGCGACCGUAAUGGUGACAAGAGAUCUUAAGAAACUUGAAGGA
Messenger RNA from Phalaenopsis equestris, 523 nucleotides. RefSeq names its product RRP12-like protein. The transcript has a single exon. The record is from RefSeq and is a predicted model, not a curated record. The annotation marks the transcript as partial. NCBI's taxonomy places the organism in Eukaryota, Viridiplantae, Streptophyta, Magnoliopsida, Asparagales, Orchidaceae.